AUGGUCGGGAUCCAUGUCGACGCAUAUGCGGAAGAAAUGGCAAUCGGGCUUGCGAUCCUACACUGGAAAGCAGGAAUCGAUGCACAAGACACCGAGUUUGUCAUCGGCUGCUCGGCAACCAAGACGUUUGCCACUGUAUACUCAGACCAUGGAUCUGUACAACCACCAGCGUCGACCACGGACGAUUUCACGGAACGAGAGACACAGUUGUGGAUGCUGGACUUCGAUAAGUGCUCCAAGAUUGACCUUGAAGACAAGGCUCUCUCAUCAUCACAGGUCGUGGAGAAGUAUAUGGUCGCCGUUACGGGGAAUGAUCCAUACUUCCCACAUCCAUGCUUGGUUGUUGAUCUAUGGCGCAAAUUUCGUAGGGCUUACCUCAAGGCCAGCGAAAUCCUUAUCAAGCACAGACGACUGGGUCGACGUGUGGCGAAAUUGCCUUUGAUGUUGAUGGAGCAAUGUGAGAAAUGGGGAGAGAAGGAUCUGGAGGCUGAGGAGUAUGAUCCUUUUGAACGACACUCUGAUGACGAGGAAGCUGAAAUUCUUUCCGAGCAAAGUAGCUCUGACGAUAGGGAAGAUGACGACGACGAAGACGACUAG
Molecule: messenger RNA, 597 nt
Organism: Capronia coronata CBS 617.96
Lineage: Eukaryota; Fungi; Ascomycota; Eurotiomycetes; Chaetothyriales; Herpotrichiellaceae
Exons: 1
Coding region: 1-597 (198 amino acids)
Source: RefSeq, a predicted model, not a curated record